Rhodotorula toruloides NP11 is the source of this 792-nucleotide messenger RNA. Its product is annotated as RNA-binding protein. NCBI's taxonomy places the organism in Eukaryota, Fungi, Basidiomycota, Microbotryomycetes, Sporidiobolales, Sporidiobolaceae. The transcript is spliced from 3 exons. The record is from RefSeq and is a predicted model, not a curated record. Gene Ontology annotation, molecular function: mRNA binding. The coding region runs from base 1 to 792 and encodes 263 amino acids.
AUGGCCUCGAACAAUCCCUACGCCAAGCCGAACGGCGGCUACUCGGCUUACUCGCCCUCCAACUCCUACGGCCAGGCCAGCACCUCGUACACGGCGGCGGCGGCCGGAGCGUACCCGCCAGUCGCAGCAGCAGGGCCUGCUUACCCGGCGUACCCGACUGCGGGCCCAGCAGCAGGGCCGAGCAUUCCUGCCGGCGGCUACGACAUGAACCUCGCCCAGCAGUCGUCCAUCUACACGCCCGAGGCGGCAAAGUCGGGCAGGCCGGUCGCCAGCGUCGCCAACAAGGGCAAGGCGCGGACCACAGUGCUGCGCAAGGGCGGUGGAGAGGUCUGGGAGGACCAGAGUCUGCUCGAGUGGGAUCCUUCCCACUUCCGACUGUUCAUCGGCGACCUCGACCCAGCCAUCUCGGACGAUGCCUUUCAAGCCGCCUUCUCCGGCCCUCGCUUCCCCUCCUUCGUCAAGUCCAAGGUCAUCCGCGACAAGUACACCAACAAGGGUCGAGGGUACGGCUUUGUCUCGUACAGCGAUCCGGAGGACUUCCUGAAGGCUUGGAAGGAGAUGAACGGCAAGUACGUUGGCAUGCGUCCCGUCACGAUCAAGAAGGCGAACGCAGGCGUCAAGGCCGUCAACAUCGGUUCGAAGAAGGCCCAGCAACUCGAGGCCAAGCAGCCGCAGAAGACCGGCACGGUCCCGUACGAGCGCGCGAAUGCCGAAGAGGCGGGUCACAGGGCGAUCCCGGGCGAGAAGGGGUACGGACCGCAGAGGAGCAGGAAGACGUACAUUCGUCGGUGA